GGGUGAGGGCGAAGAGGAGGAGGAGGAGGAGUGUGUGUGCGAGCGUGUGUGGCUGGGGGAAGCCAUUGCCUGUUUAAUAGUUGCUGUUGCUGCACUUCCGCUUCUCUCCCAGCGAGAGAGAGACACGAGUGGCCAGGCCCAGCCGCAGCCGCAGCAGCAGCCGCCGCGGCGGCACGGAGGAGCCAGACACAAAGAGAGGGGCUGUUUGCGGGGUGGGGUGGGGGGUUCGCUAUGUCGGAUGACGAUUCGAGGGCCAGCACCAGCUCCUCCUCAUCUUCGUCCUCCAACCAGCAAACCGAGAAAGAAACAAACACCCCCAAGAAGAAGGAGAGUAAAGUCAGCAUGAGCAAAAACUCCAAACUCCUCUCUACCAGCGCCAAGAGGAUUCAGAAGGAACUGGCAGACAUCACUUUAGACCCUCCACCUAACUGCAGUGCUGGUCCCAAAGGUGAUAACAUCUAUGAAUGGAGAUCAACCAUUCUGGGGCCUCCAGGAUCCGUGUAUGAAGGUGGUGUAUUCUUCCUUGAUAUCACUUUUACACCAGAAUACCCCUUCAAGCCUCCAAAGGUAACAUUUCGGACAAGAAUCUAUCACUGUAAUAUUAACAGUCAAGGAGUUAUUUGCUUGGACAUAUUAAAAGAUAAUUGGAGUCCAGCACUAACCAUUUCUAAAGUUCUCCUUUCUAUCUGCUCCCUUCUUACAGACUGUAAUCCUGCUGACCCUUUGGUGGGAAGUAUUGCCACUCAGUAUAUGACCAACAGAGCAGAACAUGACAGAAUGGCCAGACAGUGGACCAAGAGAUACGCUACAUAAAUUGGGUUUUCACAAUUCUUACAUUGUCUGUCACAGAGAGAGCUGCUUAUGAUUUUGAAGGGGUGGGGGAGGGUGGGAGUUGGUAAAGAGUAGGGUAUUUCUAUAACAGAUAUUAUUCAGUCUUAUUUCCUAAGAUUUUGUUGUAACUUAAGGUAUCUUGCUACAGUAGACAGAAUUGGUAAUAGCAACUUUUAAAACUGUCAUUAGUUCUGCAACAUUAGCUGAAAUGUAGUACAGAGAAUAGACAUUUGGGUUCAGUUGCUUGUAGUCUGUAAACUUAAAAUAGCUUAAUUUUGUACAGGUUACACACAUGGCCAUUUAUGUAAAGUCCUUCCAAGACUACACAUUUUUUUUUGUUGUUCAAAAAAAUUGGAAUUUGUUUUCCCUUCUUGGGAGGGAACAUUGAUAUUUAACAGUUUUUAGAGACUGUCAUCUCAUAUAUAAAAUGGAUACGUGGCUAUAAGACACCAUAUAGGAAAUGAGUAGUUAUGUAUUUUAUUUUAUAUGCCAAUCUACUUUAUUGUGACAAGAUAAGAGGUUUGAAUCACGACUUGUGAAAACCUGUAGUAAAAUACCUUAAGCUGUUAACUGUAAGGUGUGGAAUAGGAGUUGCUCAGUGGAUUGGUUAUAUGUUGUGGACUACUUAAGUCUGCAUUUGUUACUGUGCUAAUAAACAAUAUUAAAACAACCA
Molecule: messenger RNA, 1504 nt
Organism: Zalophus californianus (California sea lion)
Lineage: Eukaryota; Metazoa; Chordata; Mammalia; Carnivora; Otariidae
Gene: UBE2E1
Product: ubiquitin conjugating enzyme E2 E1
Exons: 6
Coding region: 232-813 (193 amino acids)
Biological process (GO): protein polyubiquitination
Cellular component (GO): nucleus
Molecular function (GO): ubiquitin conjugating enzyme activity
Source: RefSeq, a predicted model, not a curated record